CCUCUGUCGCCACGAGAACUUCUGUCGCAGCUCCGCAUUCACAGCCGACAUGCACCUGCAGAAGGGCCGGUCCGAUACGCCCGCCUAUCGUACGAAGUGGCACAUCAGUUGCUUCAUCCAACAGAAAGCACGGAAUGGCAUUGGUCUCCUAGAGCGGCCUAUAGCAUGCGAGAAUGUGCAAGGAGCCUCUCCGCCAGUUCCUUCAAGCCGGUCGUACGUGUACCUGGACGACCGCACGCUGCCCAACCGCUUGCCGCCCAGCAUCUCCACCCGGGCCAUAGCGCCUACAUUGCAUCUGAGCUCCAUCGCCCAUGCAGCAGCGCUUCAGAUAGAAGGGAAGAUUCUCCGCGUGUCGACGUUGUUCGUCCGAAAAAGCCGACUGGCAAAGCAAUACCUCGGGAUAUGCAGGACACGUCGAAACACUGCGUUAAAAGGGGGUGCCGUGGCCGUUUGCUGGCGCGAGCCUCAACAGGACUCGACAGCACAGGUGUCAUCAAUUCUCACAUGAUCGACACAAGCUAAUCAAUCGCUCCCGUCGAA
Molecule: messenger RNA, 540 nt
Organism: Trichoderma citrinoviride
Lineage: Eukaryota; Fungi; Ascomycota; Sordariomycetes; Hypocreales; Hypocreaceae
Exons: 3
Source: RefSeq, a predicted model, not a curated record